AUGCUCAAGUUGUAUGGCCCUUCCACUUGCAGAAGACUAUUACAUAGUAGUGCUAAAACUCCACUACAAGAGUAUGAUCGGUUGGUAUCUAUAGGUAAAUUGAGAGAUGAUCAAUAUCAAAGAGGUAUAAUAAAGUCUUUGGGUGACCUUCAUGCUCAAUUGACUCGUUAUAGUCCACAGAUAGUAGAGAUCCCAAAUGCUUCCAAUUUAAAGCCCAAAACUGGUAUAACCAAAAUGUUUUCAAAUCUUUUCCAUAAAAAAGUGGAAUUCACUCAAACUGACUAUGACACAAUUCCAAAGGGGAUAUAUCUAUAUGGUGAUGUUGGUUGUGGUAAGACAAUGUUGAUGGAUCUAUUCUAUUCUACAAUCCCAAAGCAUUUACCAAAGAAACGUUUGCAUUUCCAUCAAUUUAUGCAAAACCUUCAUAAGCGAUCUCAUCAACUCAUUGUGGAACAUGGUUCUCCAGAUUUAGAUACAAUCCCAAUAAUUACUGCAGAAAUUGCACAAGAAGCUACUGUUUUAUGCUUUGAUGAAUUUCAAGUCACAGAUGUUGCUGAUGCGAUGUUGUUACGUCGUUUGUUAACAAGAGCUCUUAGACCAGAUCAUGGGUUAGUUUUAUUUGCAACUUCGAAUAGAGCACCUGAUGAUUUAUACAUUAAUGGUAUUCAAAGAGAAUCAUUCAUACCAUGUAUUCAAUUAUUGAAACGUCGUACUGAAGUGAUUUAUUUGAACUCUCCAACUGAUUAUAGAAAAGUUCCCAAACCAAUAUCUUCUGUUUAUUAUUAUCCUAAACCUGGUAUUUCAUACACUUCAAAACAUUCACAAGCUGCUGCUAAACAACAUGUUGAAUCUUGGUAUAAUUUCUUUGCCCAAGGUCACGGACCUGAAUAUGAUAUCGAGUUAACAAUCUGGGGAAGAAUCUUGAAAGUUCCAAAAGGUUCACCUCCUUAUGUUGCACAAUUCACAUUUGAAGAAUUAUGUGGAAGCCCCUUAGCUGCUGGUGAUUAUCUUUCAUUAGCUACACAUUUCAAUGCAUUUAUCAUCACAGAUAUCCCAUAUCUAUCCAUCAAUGUUAGAGAUCAAGUUAGAAGAUUCAUUACAUUCCUUGAUGCUGUUUAUGAUAAUCAUGGAAGAUUAUGUGUAACAGUAGCUGCACCAUUUGAAGAUUUAUUUGUGGAGCCUGAAGAUAUAAAACAAGGUGCUUAUGAGUUAAAAGCUUCAAAUCAAGAUGAUAAAGAAAUUGAUGAUAGUUUUGCAAAUGAUGAACUAGUUCAAACUCAUGGUUUUAGUAAAAAAAUUGCUAAAAAGGCACAAUUAUUUGCAUUAGACGAAGAAAAAUUCGCAUUUGCUAGAGCAUUAAGUAGAUUAUCACAAAUGUCUACACAAGAUUGGGUGGAUAAUAAUAAACAUCAUGAUUAA
Hansenula anomala is the source of this 1419-nucleotide messenger RNA. It is a transcript of the gene AFG1, whose product is annotated as Afg1p. The transcript is spliced from 2 exons. The record is from RefSeq and is a predicted model, not a curated record. Gene Ontology annotation, biological process: protein quality control for misfolded or incompletely synthesized proteins. Gene Ontology annotation, cellular component: mitochondrion; cytoplasm. Lineage: Eukaryota; Fungi; Ascomycota; Saccharomycetes; Phaffomycetales; Wickerhamomycetaceae. Gene Ontology annotation, molecular function: ATP hydrolysis activity; ATP binding. The coding region runs from base 1 to 1419 and encodes 472 amino acids.